AUGGAGACUCCUCAAGACAGCCGCCAACCUUCCCAAAGGCCUCUGAGUCUGGGUGCUGAGAAUGACCAGGAACAACAACAUGGUGGGAAUGCGGUGGUCUCCCGGGCUGGAGAGGAAGGAGGAGACAAGAAAGGGCUUGUGCUGAGCGGGUUUGCUCAGGGUGGGCUUGAUCAGGGUGAACGCACUGAGCGCGAGGUCGCUGGAAGCAAGCGUGUUCAAGAAGAGCCUGCUCAGUGCAGUCUCCCUCAGGAAGCCGCAGGAGUAGGAGAGGAGGGAGGAAAGAAGGAAGAAGAAAUGGAAGGAAGGCAUGAUGGCGAUGGGGCUUCUAGCUCCGAGGAUGAUGAUCUCAAUAUCCGGCAAGAAGAUCGCCAAAGCAACAGAGAUCAACAACAACCUGAGCCAGCGGCACCCAUUCCUGAGCUGAUCAGGAAUGACCUCAAUCAACAGGCUGGGAAUUGUCUGGCUCAUCAGCGAAACCGCCGUACCAGGUUCACCCACUCUCAGCUGCAUGACUUGGAGCGUCUUUUCCAGGAGACUCGCUUCCCCAGCUUGCGAGUAAGGAGGGAUCUUGCACGCUGGAUGGGUGUGGAUGAAUCUGAUGUGCACGAUUGGUUUAAGAUGAGACGAUCUCUUUUCCGGAGACACAGCAGACUGCUGAUGUUCUGUGAACCGCCACAGGUUCCUGAGAGCGACUCUCCCUGA
Molecule: messenger RNA, 702 nt
Organism: Apodemus sylvaticus (European woodmouse)
Lineage: Eukaryota; Metazoa; Chordata; Mammalia; Rodentia; Muridae
Product: rhox homeobox family member 2-like
Exons: 5
Coding region: 1-702 (233 amino acids)
Molecular function (GO): DNA binding
Source: RefSeq, a predicted model, not a curated record